UUUUAAAAAAGGUCUCGUUUUGGAGGGGCUCUGGGAAAUCAUGGGUCUCCCUGCCUUGGAAUUUAGCGAUUGCUGUUUGGACAGCCCUCAGUUCAGAGAGAGGCUCAAGUCUCAUGAAGCUGAGCUGGACAAGACCAACAAGUUCAUCAAGGAGCUCAUCAAAGAUGGGAAGACGCUGGUUGCAGCCCUAAAGAAUCUGUCUUUAGCAAAGCGGAAGUUUGCAGAUUCCUUGAAUGAUUUCAAAUUUCGAUGCAUAGGCGAUGCAGAAACAGAUGAUGAAAUAUGCAUAGCAAAAUCCCUGCAAGAGUUUGCUGCUGUUCUUCGAAAUCUAGAAGAUGAGCGCAUGCGCAUGAUUGAGAACGCUAGUGAAGUCCUAAUUACUCCUCUGGAGAAAUUCCGCAAAGAGCAAAUUGGUGCUGCUAAGGAAGCCAAGAAAAAGUAUGACAAGGAGACGGAGAAAUACUGUGGUGUGUUAGAAAAGCACUUAAACCUGUCUUCCAAGAAGAAGGAAUCCCAGCUUCAAGAGGCAGACAGCCAGGUGGACGUGGUUCGACAGCACUUCUAUGAAGUCUCGCUUGAGUAUGUCUUCAAAGUACAAGAAGUUCAGGAGAGGAAGAUGUUUGAGUUUGUGGAACCACUGCUGGCAUUUCUGCAAGGACUGUUCACGUUCUACCAUCACGGCUACGAGCUUGCAAAGGAUUUCAGUGAUUUCAAGACAGAGCUGACAAUCAGCAUACAAAAUACAAGAAAUCGUUUUGAAGGCACAAGAUCAGAGGUUGAGUCCUUGAUGGGGAAGAUGAAGGAGAAUCCCCAUGAGCACAAGAACAUCAGCCCUUACACUAUGGAGGGCUACCUGUAUGUCCAGGAAAAGCGUCAUUUUGGGACAUCGUGGGUGAAGCAUUACUGCACCUAUCAGAGUGAAUCCAAACGAAUAACUAUGGUGCCAUUUGACCAGAAGUCUGGCGGAAAGGGGGGAGAAGAUGAAGCCAUUACCCUCAAAUCCUGCACACGUCGGAAAACUGAUUCCAUAGAGAAGAGAUUUUGUUUUGAUGUAGAAGCGGUGGAUCGGCCUGGAGUGAUCACAAUGCAGGCGCUUUCUGAAGAAGACCGAAGGUUGUGGAUGGAGGCAAUGGACGGCCGGGAACCGGUCUAUAACUCGAACAAAGACAACCAAAGUGAAGGCACUGCCCAGUUGGAUAAUAUGGGCUUCAGCAUUGUCAAGAAAUGCAUCCAUGCUGUUGAAACAAGAGGGAUCAAUGAGCAAGGACUCUUCCGAGUAGUUGGUGUGAACUCCAGAGUUCAAAAGCUAUUGAGUAUCUUAAUGGAUCCCAAAACUGCUGAAACAGAAGAUGAAAUCUGUGCAGAAUGGGAAAUUAAAACAAUCACAAGUGCUCUGAAAACAUACUUGAGAAUGCUCCCUGGGCCACUCAUGAUGUAUCAGUUUCAAAGAAGCUUCAUCAAAGCAGCAAAACUGGAGAAUCAAGAAUCAAGAAUCGCAGAAAUACAUAGCUUAGUACACAGACUCCCUGAGAAAAACAGACAGAUGCUGCAUUUGCUCAUGAAUCACUUGGCAAAUGUUGCUAAGAACCACAAACAGAAUCUAAUGACUGUUGCAAAUCUGGGGGUUGUUUUUGGACCAACAUUAAUGCGGCCACAAGAAGAAACAGUUGCUGCAAUUAUGGACAUCAAAUUCCAAAAUAUUGUGGUUGAGAUCUUAAUAGAAAACCAUGAAAAGAUAUUUAACACAGUUCCAGAUACGUCACAGUCAAAUUCUCAGCUGCUCUUGUCUCGAAAGAGGAGUACAGAUUCAAAGCCGCCAUCGUGCAGUGAGAGGCCUUUAACACUCUUCCAUUCUGUGCAACCCAAUGAAAAGCAGGAGAACAGGAACAGCAUCAUCAACUCCAGCUUGGAAUCGGUCAUAUCAUCAAACAUCAACAGUUUCCUCCAUUCCAACAGCACUCCUCAAUCUAACAUGAACUCAAGUGACCCUGACUUAGAAGUUAUUAAACCCAGCAGGCCAAACUCACUCCCUCAGAAUCCAAGUCCAACGUCACCCCUUUCACCGUCUUGGCCUAUGUUCUCUGCACCAUCCAGCCCUAUGCCCACCUCCUCUACGUCCAGCGACUCAUCCCCCAUCAGUUCACCAUUCCGUAGAGCCAGAGCAUUGUAUGCUUGUAAAGCAGAACAUGACUCAGAACUCUCCUUCACGGCAGGCAUCGUAUUUGAUAAUGUUCAUCCAUCUCAAGAACCUGGCUGGUUGGAAGGAACCUUGAAUGGAAAAACAGGAUUGAUUCCUGAGAACUAUGUAGAGUUCCUAUAACUAUGGACACAUUCAUAAACAACACUGCUGAGCUUUACAUGGUAUCCAUGACAACUGCUGAUUAGAGUAUUGUAGAUCAUUUGCUGUUUGCCACUGUGAAAAGCAAGGUGAAGGACUCAUACCUUUUCAGAUGAAUGUUUAUGUAAAUAAUAAUGUGUGUUUCUCUUUAUGUAAUGACUUUUUGUGUGCAAAGGCACUGUGGACAAUGGCAGAGAGGAAAGGGGCCGGCAGGAUGAGGGGUUUCAGUGGAGAUUGUUCAGCUCUUCUACGAAAGGUGGGCUCCCACUUUUUAAAUGGUGGUUUGUUCUGGAGGGCAAGAUAUUAAUAGGAUGUGUAAAUGUAACUUUAAAUUAGUGUGAUUCUUGAGACAAGGCUCCAUUUAACUGGAACCACUUGUAGAAAAUCAAAGUGAUUGCAGAGUUGGCCCUGUGGUGUUGGCAUCCAGGGAAUGCUUGAAGAACAAAGGGUUAGGCCUCUUCGGUUUUCCACUGGCUGGCAAAAAUAAACAUCAAAUUUGCUGGGAGGAAAACAUAUGUCUGCUCUUUUUAUCUUUAGCAGGUGAAAGUAAUGUUUAUAUACAUCCAGCCACGAAUGGCUUUCUUCAGCAGAGAUUUGCCAUCCUUGACAGGAUUCAGUGCAUUGUCCAGACAUAAAUAAUUCCUGUAAUGAAAACUGCAUCGCUACAGAACACCAAAACCAAUGCACAGCAGCUGCAUUACAAUAAUGCUUUUAAACUUUGUCAUGUCCCAGCAAGAGAAGGAAUGUUUUCCACAGCGUGUGUAGCAUCAGCAAUUUGAAGAAAAUUGUGUUUUUGGACCAAAGUUCAUAAAGAUUGGGUUUUGGGUUUUUUUAAAAAAACAAAACCAUUUAGAAGAAUUCUGUCUAAAAUAUCGGCCAUCUCUCCAAACAGGCGUUUCCUUCCUGCAGGUCAAGGAGUAGCUUGUGUAGAAUAGCACAUAGGCCAGGUGACUUGCAGUCUUUCUGUUGUCACUUACUAGCACAAGUUUGUAGAGCCAAGCACCUACAGCUUAUUGGGCACCCGGCCUUUCCUUUUUUCUGAGGUGUGGGCUCCUUCUGUCAUCACAACAACUGCUUUCAAGACAUGGCGUCUCUUUCUUGCUUUGUAGCCUGUAGUGUAUCUGAUGCUCACUUCACACAAUCAACUCUCUUAAAACCUUAUAUUUAUCGUGUAGCCAAGUGAAAAUGUGUAAACACCCGCCUACACAAAGUAUUGAGAUUUGUAUUAUUCACCUCUUCAUAAAUUAUGCCUUUCAGUAAUGCCUUCUUCAGUGAAAUAUCUAUGUGGGGCAGACUUGCUCUUGUCCUAGAUUGCUCUCAAGGUGUUUUGUAUAUUACUUUGAAUAGUUGUAGAUUUUACACUUUAAAAAAAUGUCAUGAUCUGAAAGCCAAACUUUCCAGAUAUCAUGCUUGUAUUUUUUUUUAAUAGGAAGUUUGACUGUGUUCAAUGGAAAUUUAAAAACUGGCCUACCUGCAGAAAUAGUGAUGGGCACUUCCUGGUGGAUUGCGCUCUCUCUCUCUCUCUCUCUCUCUCUCUCUUAUUUUACCUAGCUGCUAUACUAUCAUACAUUUGUGGUUAUAUACUUCUUUCUGCUUUAAAGUGUGCUUUUUUAAUUUAAUUCUUGAGUGGUCACAUUGCUGUAUGUUUCACUGACCAUGUGUUUUAAAAUUGAGGUGUAAAUAUGUUGAUUUGAAAUAUUGUGAAGUAAAGGGUUUUUAUAUAUUCUGAUUUUUAACAGAUGUGUAAUAAACUAGGUAUUCAUUCAGUGGACAUUUGAAACUUGUUUAAUAGGAGAUGUAAAGGCAAGCACAAAUGUACACCCCAGCAUUAG
Molecule: messenger RNA, 4170 nt
Organism: Elgaria multicarinata webbii
Lineage: Eukaryota; Metazoa; Chordata; Lepidosauria; Squamata; Anguidae
Gene: ARHGAP26
Product: Rho GTPase activating protein 26
Exons: 23
Coding region: 41-2320 (759 amino acids)
Biological process (GO): signal transduction
Cellular component (GO): cytoplasm
Molecular function (GO): GTPase activator activity; protein binding
Source: RefSeq, a predicted model, not a curated record